Tetrahymena thermophila SB210 is the source of this 339-nucleotide messenger RNA. Its product is annotated as transmembrane protein, putative. The record is from RefSeq and is a predicted model, not a curated record. The transcript has a single exon. Lineage: Eukaryota; Ciliophora; Oligohymenophorea; Hymenostomatida; Tetrahymenidae.
AUGAGAAAAAUUGCUUCAGUCCUAAUUCUUAUUUCUAUUGCUUUGUCCGCAGUAAGUGCCUCAAAGUGUGUAGAUGACCUUACUACUUAGAUUAAAAAUGGAACAAUUUGUUAAAAUACUGAUGCUGCUUGCAAUACUGCUUUAGCUACUCUCUUUACAUGUAUGGGUACCUGUGGCUAAAAUAAUAGCUCUGACUCUGCUAUUGGAAAUUGUGUAAAGACCAAUUGCAGUAAUAUUAAUAAUGAUACUGUUAAGGCUUUUUACAACAAAAUUUUGGCCUGUUUUGAUAGUGUGCUUAUAUUCUCAGCCCUCUUUGUUUUACUUGCCUUGUUAUUCUGA